Molecule: messenger RNA, 3981 nt
Organism: Amphiprion ocellaris (clown anemonefish)
Lineage: Eukaryota; Metazoa; Chordata; Actinopteri; Pomacentridae
Gene: ralaa
Product: v-ral simian leukemia viral oncogene homolog Aa (ras related)
Exons: 5
Coding region: 282-902 (206 amino acids)
Biological process (GO): Ras protein signal transduction; regulation of exocytosis
Cellular component (GO): plasma membrane
Molecular function (GO): GTPase activity; GDP binding; GTP binding
Source: RefSeq, a predicted model, not a curated record
UCUGCUGCUAACAGCUACCAGCCAAGUCUCUGGAGUUAGCUAGGGAGCUAGCCAUGAGCUAACACGUAGCUAGCUGAGUCUUUUCAUCCUGCCACCGUAACUCAGCCUUCGCCAAGCGUUUUGCAGAGGGGAACACUGUUUAAAUUGCCGGAAUUCUCAUUCAGCCCUUUGUUUCACCUGGAAUCCGUGGACUGAUUUUUACGGUCUUCAUUUCACAAUCCCUCCCGCCGCCUUGAACUUUUCUCCCCUUUGACACUUAACAUCCCUCGGUACACAGAGCCAUGGCAGCUGCGAAGCCAAAAGGGCAGAACUCUCUAGCCCUUCACAAAGUGAUUAUGGUGGGCAGUGGAGGAGUGGGGAAAUCAGCCCUCACUCUCCAGUUCAUGUAUGAUGAGUUUGUUGAAGACUACGAGCCCACUAAGGCAGACAGCUACAGGAAGAAAGUGGUGCUGGAUGGAGAGGAGGUGCAGAUUGACAUCCUUGACACAGCUGGGCAGGAGGACUAUGCAGCCAUUCGGGAUAACUACUUCCGUAGUGGCGAGGGCUUCCUCUGCGUGUUUUCCAUCACAGAGCUGGAAUCAUUUGCAGCAACAGUAGAUUUCAGAGAGCAGAUUCUGCGAGUGAAGGAGGACGAGAACGUGCCCUUUCUCUUGGUCGGUAAUAAGUCAGAUUUGGACGACCGACGGCAGGUUAGCGCAGACGAGGCCAAGGCACGUGCAGAGCAGUGGGGAGUGUGCUAUGUGGAGACUUCUGCCAAAACCCGUGCCAAUGUUGACAAGGUGUUUUUUGACCUUAUGAGAGAGAUCCGGGCACGGAAAAUGGAGGACAGCAAAGAGAAGAAUGGGAAGAACAAAAGUAAAAGUUUGGCCAAGAGAAUUAGGGAGAGAUGCUGUAUUUUAUAGUCGUUAAAGAAAGCAGGCUAGCUGCUUAUGUACAUAUACAUUUCUCAGACUUUUGCAUUUAUUUUGUGCCCAUACCUGACCAUGACUUUCUGCUCCUGGCUACCAGGACAUCUGACCAUGUGUCAGGAAGUAGUAAGGUGGCACUCCAUACACCAUUUAUAGCUCUAACUUUUUAUGUGCUGACACUCCAAAUAAUUUAUGUACUCUCUCUUACUCUGACCACAUUACAGAGUGUAAUAAAUGGAUGGUGUUUUAAUUUAGGCCUAAGCUUGACAAGAGGCUAAGCCCUGAAAUGUUCCAAAACCUUUUAUUGUAAAGUUUGAUGUGUAUAAUAUAUUCAGACAACUGUGCAGUGCAAGUUUCAAAAGAAAACAUAAACCGAAAGUGUCGGAGUCAAGGUUUAAAUGGGGAAGAUGUUAGCUGAGCUUAAUGCUGGAAAGCCCCAAUCCAUGUAAUUAAUCCACCAUCUUUGUUAGGGGAGGUAACAGCAGUGUAGUGUCAACCCAGAGUUCAUCAAGUGCCACUAAGGAAAUGUAUAUUGCACUGGUGAAUCUAUGAAACCUUUUGAUUGAAAGAACAUUGCAUUCUCUAAGCCAGAGCCGAAAUUUGAUGCCAUUCCUAUUUGUCGUUUUUACACUUCAGUUUUACUAUAUAGUAAUGGUUAUGGACACUUAUUUCUACCUGUCAAGUCAAACUUUUUCCUUCUUUUCCUCUCCUCUCUCACGUCAACCAGUGUAAGAUAAGCGCACUAUGUCUCCAUUUGUUCCCCCCCCCCAUUUCAGUCACUUUGUUGAGUCUUCUCAAAUGCACAAACAUCGAUCAUUACCCUUAAAUCUGCGAGGGAUUUUACUACACUUGAACUUUUUUUCAAUUCUAACAUUUCAGAAGUUUUACCUCACUUGGCUAAUGACUUUCCAUUGCCUUGUUUGCGAUUUUAAAAAGGAAUCCCUGGUGCUCUGAUAAAAGGCGAUUCCAUGACACUACAUCCUUUACAUGCUGUUCUGACACAUCUGAAACAAAUUGCUUCCAGGCAUGUAAAGAUUUCGUUUGCCAAUUUAACUUUACCUGGCUCAGACUUUUAAUCACCAACCUUGUAUUCCCUUCCCUUUUUUAUUUAAAUGUCUUCCUUAAUUACAAAUAAAUUAAUGGGUAGAUAACUGUCAAGGCUAAAAUUUAAAAAAAAAAAAAAAAAAAGGCUGCAGUCUGGAAGUGCGGUGGUACCUGUUCAAAUAAAAGUUGCUCUCAGUCACCAAAGAAAAACGCUAGCUAGUACAAACAAGUGCCCACUUAUUAAUUGAAGUGAAUGACAGCUUGCUAUAGUGAGCAUCAAAAGUAAGCACUACGAUGUUUGUGCACAAAAACUCCGUAAAAGCGAGCGAGGCAAAGGUUGAAAGGGGCGUCGGGGGAAGGAGCGGAUUUUAUUCUGAAUCGCCUGGGAAAGAAAUGCAAGGUUAUGAGGGCUUUAGUAAUUCUCUCGUUCAGUGCGUCACCGUUGCCUCUCUGUCCAUUGUGAAUGUCAAUAAUCCCCACAUACUGAUCCUGUUUGCCUGUAAUGUUAGACUGCAAAUGAUGUGCAGAGUUUAGAGGUCACUGACAUUCUACUUUGCUUGCUUUUGCUACGUUCCGUGCAAGGCUACCCUGUGUUAUACAAUGUAGGAACAUCUCAAUGAAAUACCCUAAUGUGUUCAUUUUCUCUUGCUCUUGUAGUUGGAUCACUUUAGGUUGAAUCAGUGUAAAAUAAUUGGCAAAAUAUGAAUGCAAUAUAUGACUAACGACUAAAUUGCAUAGACCAAAACACACUGUGAAACCUGCCCCUUGAUUCUUAGUUUACAACUGAGCCACUCUUUUUGUUUUUUUCCCCCCAUAACUUAGUUUACAUAACUUAUUUUUUCAAUAUUUCUAAUAAAAUCUGACAACCCUCCUGAGGUUGCUGCCACGUUUCACUCCGAUCCAGUUUAAAUCAUUAAUGUACAAAUAAAUCCGUGUGUGCAUACUGCUCACCAUUUACACUUAAGGAUUUCUGCCACCGGUCGGAUGCCCAACACUGGAGUCUAUGCAAAAUGACUGUUGUAAUUACAAAGAGGAAAUGUGAAAGUUGGAAACGGCUCAGAAACACUGUAAACUAUUUUAAAAAGAUAAGAGUGUAGUAGAAACACUUGAGCUUCAUCGCUGUGGGGAGAUUUGACCACAGCAUCAUCUUUAUCACUAUUUUUUUGUUGUUUGAAGUGCUAAACACUAAAUUCCCACACUUAGUGGGAGUUAAUCCAUAAAUAUUUCAGUGUUUUACGACAAAAAAAAAAAAAACAUCAUGCAAACGAAUGUCUGUGGGAUUUCUUGUUUACUGAAAAGCACACAGCAGAGAGUUGGACUUUAAAAAUGAGACGAGCUCGAAUCCCAAAUGUCAGGAACGCAGAAUACACGGAAAGCAGUUUUAAGGUUCUAAGGGCUAACCUCCAGUACACCACACGAUGAUUGGAACCCUCCCUGAAAGUUAAAGCGACAGGCACAGAAACACGUCCAGUGUAAGGACCCCUUCCUUAGCUUAUCGAGGCCAUUACAUUAACUGCUGUGUCUUUGUUGUUGAGGACUGCAGAAGCUACUAUACUUAACGUGACCACCAUAGUGCUUGCUUACUGUAACAUUGGCUUAACACAGUCUCAUUUCAGUGCUUUUUCAGAGGCAAACAUUGUUCAAAAUCAUUGUACUUAUUUUAUUUUUCCCUUUGUUUUCAUGUAUACUUUAAUAGACUUGAUGGCCCAAAUAUUUUCAGUGGCAUACUAAGACAGAUGUUUGUGUGAAAGCUAUGAGCAAACUGUCCUACUGGGUAUUCAGAUAACUUGUUUUGCCUUUUAUAUACAUAAAUACCCUUGGAAUAAUAAAAAAAUCUAGGUAUCUAUGUCUUUGAUUGGAUGGUUGUAUGUAUGCCAUCAGUUCAAUGUUUCCUUCAUGUUUACUUAUUUUGAACAUAACCACUAAUGUAGCCUAUCUGUUUGUGAAUGCAAGAGGUGAAGCUUACAUUUCAAUUCAUUUUUUGUGAGUUAUUUGGAAAUGGCAAAUAAAGUGGAUAUUACUAAUAACA